AAGACUCUAUUGAAUAUCGGCAUGCAUUCACACCAACGACCGGCUUGAGACUCGACUACGUCAAAUGCUACCGUCCAUAGACCAACCGACGAAACCUUGAUGCCUCAAGUGCCCAGAGUGGACCUCUCGUACUGUCGCCCAAUCGCGGCAGGUUGGAGGCUGCGGGAGUUGGUUCGUGCAGUCGCAGAGUCCGGUCAUGGUCGUGUGACGCUUAGAGACGUAGGGCAGAUUCCUGCGGCUGCUGCCAGCACCCUACAGCUCGUGCCUUUGUGUUCACGCCGAUGCCUGCCCGGCUGCGCUUGCCUAGCACACACACAUACCGCCACCAAACCCGGCCUCGACAGCACGUCGUCGUCGUCAGCCAAGCCAUGUCGGAUCAGGCAUGCCCAAAUUAUGACCGCAGGUGUAGUAGGCAGCCCUAUGAGGGAUUCGUAGCGCAGGUCGGGUCUCCACCCAUCUAGAAACAAACAGCCCAGCCCCUGUCGACGUGAUCCUUGGGGCGCCCUUCUUAAGGUGACCUUGCCUCGUGCUCGGGGAAGGCGCUCACCACCCUCGACUGCUGCAUGUCUUAUCUAUUGCCGUCGCCUGCCAGUGACUCGCAUCUGCCCCUAGGAUUGAUACCACGCCCGUGCCACCGAGAGACACUUUUGCACCCCUCUCUGGUUGUAGCCUGAUCGCAAUACGCAGCCACCCUAGGAGCUGGCUUGAUCAUUCGCCGCCUGAGAUCCAUCCACCAACGUCUCAGCUGCGUUCACUCAGCACCGCCUUGCGCGCUCACGAGGACAGGAGAGAAAAAAAGUGCAGAAGGAAGGCCGUUACUUUAUAUACUCCACGCUGGACUGCUGAGGCAGCAUAUCACUCCCAACAUGGCGGCAUACACAGGAGGGCACCCAACCCCUCGAGCACACUGCCAGGCAAUAACCGACGAGAUGCAGAGAAAGACGCGCCAGGAGUGCGGCUUCGAUAAGGCUGAGUCGUCGCUCUCCAGCAUCGUGACCUCGUCCUCCAAGAAGCCGGCGGCGGCGGCGGCGGCUGCGGGCGGCGGCGACGAUGCGAGACCGGCAACGGCCCCGCGGCGGGCCUCGGGCGUGUCCAGGUUCGCCGACAACCUGCUCUCGUACCUGGGCACGCGCAACCCGCGGCCGCGGCCCAUUACGCGCGACGACACGGUCUGGCUGCUCGACAACGUGGCGUUCCGGGACCCGGCGGACCCGACGCGGUGGCGGGCCGAGUUCGUGGCGGUCGCCAUGGACCAGGCGCCGUCGGUGAGCGCCAUCGACGUGGUGCAAGCCGUGGCGCGCCACAUCGGCCUGGGCGAGGCGGACGCGGGCCUCGAGAUCAUCGAGCAGCGCAUCACGCCGUUCCUUCAGGACGCGCUGCCCGGCCGGGAGGUGCAGGCCCUGCACCGAGGCCGGCUGGACCUGCGGCUGGGGCCCGGGGGGCGAAAUGGCAUCAGCAGCGACCUGCGCCACCUGCCCGACGCGCCCGCGGGCACCGUGGUGGGCACGGCGGCGCAGGUGCCGCAGGGCGCAGACGGCAUCCUGGCCAUGAAGACGCUCUUCGCCGAGCCAGACGGCUGGGCCGUCGUGUCGGACGUGGACGACACCAUCAAGGUGACGCAGACGUCGGACCCCGUCGGCAUUUUACGGUCCACCUUUCUGGACGAGCCCACCCCGGUGACCGGCACGCCCGAGCUGUACGCGUGGCUGCACGAGAGGCUCGGGCCCGGAGCGCCAUUCUUCUACCUGUCGGCGUCGCCCUACAACCUGUACCCGUUCCUGAGCGCGUUCCGGGACAUGUACUUCCCGCACGGCCAGCUGGUCCUGCGCGACCAGAGCUGGGCGAGCAUCUCGGGCCUGCUGUCCAACCUGACUCUCGGAACGGAGGAGUACAAGGUCUCGCGUCUGGCAAAGGUGCACGCCUGGCUGCCCAAGCGCCGCAUGAUCCUGAUCGGCGACUCGACGCAGAGUGACCCGGAGGCGUACGGAGACAUUUACCGAGACUUCCCUGGCUGGGUCAGGCUGAUCCUGAUCCGCAAGGUCACCGACAUCGCCUCGAUCGGGAUCGAGUCCAAGAACGAGCCGGAGCGGUUCGACAAGGCGUUCCAGGGCGUGCCCAAGGAGGCCUGGCACGUCUUUGAGGACCCGGCAGAGUGCCAGAAGCUCAUCGAGCAGGUUGUUGCGGCGGACCCUUGAUCGUGUCGUGCUUGGGGACUGGGCUUUAUCUGUUUGUCGGUUCAAGGACUGGGGACUCGGCGCUUAGUGUUUUCUGGUUGACCUGUUUGUGUGAUAUUCUCUCCACACCUUCACGCAUCUUCUGUAUCUCCCAUAUCUAUUCCGUCACUGCACAUCUAGAUUAGGUAGUUAUUUUCAACCGUUGUUUACUUGCCAGUCACA
Messenger RNA from Gaeumannomyces tritici R3-111a-1, 2396 nucleotides. RefSeq lists its product as hypothetical. The record is from RefSeq and is a predicted model, not a curated record. The coding region runs from base 867 to 2195 and encodes 442 amino acids. Gene Ontology annotation, cellular component: actin cortical patch. NCBI's taxonomy places the organism in Eukaryota, Fungi, Ascomycota, Sordariomycetes, Magnaporthales, Magnaporthaceae. The transcript is spliced from 2 exons. Gene Ontology annotation, molecular function: phosphatidate phosphatase activity.